Messenger RNA from Chionomys nivalis (European snow vole), 930 nucleotides. Its product is annotated as speedy protein E4-like. Gene Ontology annotation, biological process: positive regulation of cyclin-dependent protein serine/threonine kinase activity. The transcript is spliced from 8 exons. The record is from RefSeq and is a predicted model, not a curated record. NCBI's taxonomy places the organism in Eukaryota, Metazoa, Chordata, Mammalia, Rodentia, Cricetidae. The coding region runs from base 1 to 930 and encodes 309 amino acids. Gene Ontology annotation, molecular function: protein kinase binding.
AUGUCAGACAGAAGAUCAGAGACGUCAACUCUAUCCACAAAGGAGUCCUGCAAACAAAAUGACACAGGGAAAGAGGUGCAAGAUGAUAAUAUUUGCCUGGCAAAAAAAGCUCUACCAGCCAGCAGCAUGAGGACUUCCAUGGAUGGCUCUGCAGGGGAUGCCCCUGAGCAGAACUCCAAAAAGAACAAUGGACAAAGAAAAAGAAAACUGGAGAAUGUCAUGACCAAUCCAGAAGACAACAUCAUCAUUAUCUCCAGCGAUGACUCUCCAGGGGAUGUCCCUGAGCAGCAGGCCAAGAGCAAGAGAGUCCAGAAGACAAAAUCACAGGCGGAUGUCAAAGCAGCUACCCAGGAAAGCAGAUUGCAGGCCUCAGGCAUAUCCACCUCUGAGGCCACCCCCAGAGCUGCCUCAGAGCUGAAGUUCCCCAGGAGGAAGAAGAGGAGGAGCAUAUGGACUGUGAACCAUUUCGAGGGAACAAAACUCACAGUAAAGAAGAAGAGAAGACCCAGCUACCGGCCUGAGGAUCUUGAAGCCUUCUACCGAAUUCUGGAGGAUCCUGUGGUCCAGAACUUCUUGGCAGCUGACAUUUUCUUCAGGGUGACUGACAAGUACCUGCUGUCCAUGGUGGUGGAGUACUUUGGCCGACUCGGGCUUCCUGGACAUCUCUACAACAGGAUCCACUUCUUUCUGGCCCUCUACAUUGCUUGUGACAUGGAAGAGGAUGACCCCAUAUCCAAGAGGAGCAUCUUUCAAUUCCUGCUGGGCACAGACACAUGGCAGGACUUAUACAAGGACUUCCAAAGGCUGCAGGGGGAGUUCCUCCGAGUCAUAGAUUACCGAGCCUGGGUCACACGGCAGGAGUGUGAAGAGAUCCAGAACCAGAACCCACACCACUGGGUCUGGAGCCAAGUGCGACAGAGCACCCCUUAG